AUGGUGGAUCAUCUUUCUUUGCCCACGUUGAGGCACCCUAGCCCAUACCGCUUCCAAUGGCUCAAUGAGAGUGGCGAUAUCAAAGUCACCAAGCAAGUGGUGGUGCCUUUCCAGAUUGGGAAGUAUGUGGAUGAGGUCCUUUGCGACGUCGUUCCCAUGCAAGCUUCUCACAUUUUGUUGGGACGGCCAUGGCAAUAUGACAAGAAGACUACACAUGAUGGUUUUACCAACAAAUAUUGCUUCUUGCACCAUAACAAGAAGAUGACACUUGUUCCUCUCACACCCCAGCAGGUACAUGAGGACCAACUGCGAUUUCAACAGGAGCAUGAACGAGAGUUGGCCAAGAAGUCAAUCGACCCUAAAGCAAUCAUUAAGGCACCGGCCGAGAGGACAUCUGCCCCUGGAACAUCUGGUCGAGUGGAGAAACGGCCUAGCUUGCUUGCCAAGAACAGGGAAGUUCGCAAAUUACUUUCAUCCAAGCAAGUUGUUUAUGUCUUAUAUUGCAAAGAAGUGAUUUUACUCUAUCAAGAAGCACUUAGUGACUUACCUCCUGAAAUCUCUUCUUUGUUGCAGGAAUUUGAGGACGUUUUUCCAGAUGAGAUCCCAAGUGGCCUACCACCACUCAGGGGGAUCGAGCACCAGAUCGACAUCCUUGCCAAACAGACCGGCCUACAAGAUGGGCCCUGA
Coffea eugenioides is the source of this 687-nucleotide messenger RNA. RefSeq lists its product as uncharacterized. The record is from RefSeq and is a predicted model, not a curated record. Lineage: Eukaryota; Viridiplantae; Streptophyta; Magnoliopsida; Gentianales; Rubiaceae. The transcript has a single exon. The coding region runs from base 1 to 687 and encodes 228 amino acids.